Molecule: messenger RNA, 2178 nt
Organism: Meyerozyma guilliermondii ATCC 6260
Lineage: Eukaryota; Fungi; Ascomycota; Pichiomycetes; Serinales; Debaryomycetaceae
Exons: 1
Coding region: 1-2178 (725 amino acids)
Biological process (GO): protein ubiquitination; ubiquitin-dependent protein catabolic process
Cellular component (GO): nucleus
Molecular function (GO): zinc ion binding; ubiquitin protein ligase activity
Source: RefSeq, a predicted model, not a curated record
AUGUACCCCACUGUCUUUUCUAUCGUGGACAAAACUUGGGGGUCGAACAUUAUUAAAUUUAUGAGUUAUUUCAGGUUGUUUCACUUACUUCGGUGCGUGUACCGCGAUGCGGUUGGGUGCACCGAGGGCCAACUUUCCAGUGCGAUCGGAGUGACUAGCUAUAUGUACCGAUACACCAAAAAUGAUCCUGUGUCGUCUGAUUCCGACGUGGACUCUCUAGCUGAUGAACUAGACCAGAUCGGAAGGCUCCAUCUUAAUAUCUCGCUUCCAAAUAUGCCCAACCUCAACUUAUCAUCAUAUCUUAAUCGCGAUAAUUUGUCACUUCCGACCUUUGAUUUACCCACCUUACCCAACCUACCCAAGCUUCAAGACUUGUCUAAUGAGAUUUCCAGAUACAUAUCGACCUACAAGAAAGAUCCUGAAAAGCAGGAGUUUGCUAGUUCCAUCCGAACGGCGGUGACGAGUCGGCUUCAAAUGAAUGAGUUUUUGUCUGAUUUAAAGAAUGGUCUUUCGUUGAGUGCAGCCAUUGAAAGAUUACAGCCAUUGACCAAUAUCAUACACGAAACAAUAGUACUACCAGCUGAGGACGAAUCCUCGGAUAUAGAUGAUGACGACAAAGAAACUGAACCCGGAGGAGUGGACGCAGUUGUCACAAAAAACCACCCUGUUUUGCAUGAUUUGGUGAUCCCAGAAAACGAAGAGGGCCACCGCCACACUCGUGGACGCCACCGCAUAAAGUCAGCACGCCAUGUUUUGUCCGACACUGAUAGUUCUGCUUAUGCUAGUGACUUGGAUGUGGAGGAACUCACCUCGGAAGAGGCCCGUGCGUUGACCCAUCUUGAUACAUUGGAUGAGUUUCGUGACGAAAAGAUCCUUCGGCAACGAAUCCAGACGAUUACCGACCAUAAAGAAUUGUCACAAAAGCUGAAAAAUAAGUUAGUAACUCAAUUAAUGUUGGGGAAUUAUUACAAAAUCGUUAAUGAAAAACUUAAAAGCGAAGACCGUGCACUCUUAAAGGGUUUGAAACAACAGGAGCUUGUCGUACCUGAAGACACUCCUUUGGACAGCAAUGACGCUGAUGCCAUGGAUGAAGACGAUUUUGUUCAGCUCACUCCAGAAGACACCAAACCAUCAUAUCACGACGCUCCAGUAAACUCCAUACUAGGAUGCCAGCACUACCAGCGAAACUGUAAGAUUGAGUGUCCAACGUGCCAAAAAUGGUACGUUUGUCGUUUUUGCCAUGAUGAAGAAUCAAACCACAAAUUAAUUCGCUCCGAAGUUAAACAUGUUCUCUGCAUGCAUUGUGGAACACCUCAAGUUCCCGACGAGAAUUGCUGUGUCGAUUGUGGCCAAGAACUUGCUCGGUAUUUUUGCUCCAUAUGUGUGCUUUACGAUAACGACGCUACAAAAGACAUAUAUCAUUGUGACAAGUGUGGCAUUUGUCGUUUGGGACUAGGAUUAGACAAAGAUUACUUCCAUUGCGACGAGUGUAACAUAUGUCUAAGCAUAGAUCUCAAAGAGCGACACAAAUGCUUGUCCAACAAUACUCAUUGUAACUGCCCAGUAUGCAACGAGUACCUAUUUACAUCAGUCAGUAAGGUUGUGUUCAUGAAAUGCGGCCAUCUGAUCCACCAAGCAUGUUAUGACGAGUUGAGUAAGCAUUCUUACAAGUGCCCAGUGUGCAAGAAAACAGUGGUCAAUAUGGACACUCAGUUUCGUAUUUUGGACCAAGAAAUCAGCCAGCUGCCUCUUCCUGCUCCCUAUAGCAACUGGCGUUGUAUCAUCAACUGUAAUGAUUGCAAAGGUAAAUCCAAUGUGCCGUAUCAUAUUUUGGGACUCAAGUGCAAAUACUGCAAAAGUUAUAAUACCAACAAAGUCAAAUUGAUCAAACCUGAAGAGGAACAAGAGGAAGAAGAGCAAGAGGAAACCACCUCCGUGCCUAUGUUAUUAUCGCAUACCAAUCUUGAGAGCAAUUUUCGUUUUGAAAGUGGAACCGAAGGUGGACCUGAUGUUACUAGUGAAGGGGACGAAGAUGAGGACGAGGAAGACGAUACGCAAAACAUUGUCAAUUUGCGAAGUUUGGUAGACUGGUCCCCUCCACCUGUACCAGUUCAAAGAAACAUAUCAUCCAUAACCUCGAUUCUACAAGGAUUCGUAAAUAGUGCAACCAGAGAAUAA